Molecule: messenger RNA, 749 nt
Organism: Rubroshorea leprosula
Lineage: Eukaryota; Viridiplantae; Streptophyta; Magnoliopsida; Malvales; Dipterocarpaceae
Source: the annotation of a GenBank genome assembly
GUCAUCCGAGAAGAAAAUAUCAAUUAUCAAUUAUUUGUGCAAAGUUAAAGUAAACACUAAUAAUAUUUUUGCUGAUGAAAUAAAAGUGAAAGACCCUAAAAAAAAAAAUUAGUUAGUGUGAAAACCAAGGACAUGCAUGUGCUAGAAGAUUAUAGGGUUCUUUGAAAAUUAUGGAUCAAAGAUUGUUCAGAUUGUUCGAGGCUGCAACAAUGGGAGAUGUUGCAGAAUUAAAGGCUUUGCAAAAUGAGGAUAAACUUAUUCUCAGGAGAGUGCCUUUGUCGUCUACAGCAGAAACACCACUUCAUGUCGCUUCACUUGCCGGCCUUGUUGAUUUUGUGAGAGAGAUCAUGAAACAGGUGCCUUCAUUUGCGCAAGAGCUUAACAAAGAUGGUUUUGCCCCAAUUCACCUGGCAACGGCUGCAGGGUACUUAGAAGUAGUGAGGGAGUUUUUGAACAAGGGGGAUUCCGGCCUGUGUUUGUUGACGGACAAAGCAGGGAGAACGCCAACCCACCAUGCAGCUAUGAGACGGAGGAUCCAUAUCAUAGAUGAGCUGCUAUCAGAGUGUCCUCAUCAAAAAGCCAUGGAGCAAGUGACUCCUAACGGUGAAACUGUUUUACACUUGACAGUGAAGCCUGUUUGAAGCAUCAGAAAAGCUAGAGGAUCAUGAGGGGCAAGUAAAUGCAAAAGAUAAUGAAGGUAAAACAGCUCUUGAGAUUGCAAAUGCCACAAAUCAACUUCAGGUAUCAAU